Messenger RNA from Aquila chrysaetos chrysaetos, 1226 nucleotides. RefSeq names its product E3 ubiquitin-protein ligase RNF213-like. The record is from RefSeq and is a predicted model, not a curated record. NCBI's taxonomy places the organism in Eukaryota, Metazoa, Chordata, Aves, Accipitriformes, Accipitridae. The coding region runs from base 1 to 993 and encodes 330 amino acids. Gene Ontology annotation, molecular function: ubiquitin-protein transferase activity; ATP hydrolysis activity. The transcript has 10 exons.
AUGCCUGGAGACCUGCUUUUUGAUGAGGGGAACUGGAAAAUCGGCACAUCGGAAAAGAUUUGGACUUGUCGGUGCGGCUCGUACUGGAUCGUCACCCACUGUGGGCUUCCCAUGGAAAUGAAGAAAUGCAAAUGUGGCGCCAUCGUCGGGGGAGCUAACCACAAACCUGAGGCAGGCUUCACGCAGAAGGAAAUCACCAAGGACAAAACGGAGAAAGGGUACGUCCUGGAGAGCCCUGGCUCGCGGAGAAACGAGCUGGAGAGGUGCCUGUCUCCUGCCUGCGUGGGUCUCGUGAGAGCUCUGCUCCAUUCGUCCCUCCUGCUGGGGAUCCAUGCGGACAAACAGGCAAUUCGAGACCUGAUGAAAGAGCAACCAGAGGACGUGGAAGAGUUCUUCUGGGGCCACCUUCGGAAAGAUGUGGCGUGCCUGGCAGAAGCGCUCGGCAGGAACACGGAGGACGCCGUGUUGACUGUCCAUCUGUUUCUACGGCACCUGAGCAACGACAGCCUAGCAGAUGAGAGCGCAGCCUUGAGCGUCCUGCGUGAGAAAAAGGACCGAGAAGAAUGGGAAACCUCCUUCAAAGCCCUGGCUCAGCCCUUCUUCCAGGAAUUGGAGCAGACCCUUAAUUCUGUCAAGGAGCAGAGGAUGAACGAAGGUCCCCAUGGCUCCAGCGUCCUCCUGAAAAUAGCUUACGGCCCAGACACCACCUUUCCAAGACCUGCCAAGGCAGGGUUGAUCAACCAGCCCUGCAUGUGGAGAUUUGAACAGAAGAUGACCAUCCAGACCCUGAUGCAUUUCCUGCAGCAGGAAGAUAGAGGAGGCGCUGGAAAUCCAUACCCCAUUCUACUGGAAGCUCCUCUCGAAGCUGGAGAACAUCUCCCACGUCCGACACCUGCCCGACAUUUUCCGUCUGCAGAACUCCCUGAUCCACUUCUUCCAAAACAGCCACAAAGGGGAAAAGUACACAGUCCGGCAAUUCCUGGACCAGCCUGAACUUUCAGAGGACCAGCGUUUGGCUUUCAGCAGAGCUAUAGAGACGAUCAAGAAAGUUUGGAGCAAUAUUAAGAUGAACCCGGCCAGCUCAGGCAUCACCGUCCUGCCAGACCUCUCGCCGAACGACAUCAACGUCAACACCGCCGUCCUUCACCUCCUCCCCACCCAACCGUCCAUCAGCCACCUGGUGACCACGUUCCUCAUCCAGCUGCAGAACAACUGCAUCGACACGG